CUCAUCUGACACACACCACACGCAGGUAAAGAGCAGCACCGGCUCGCUCGGGGUUCGGUAUCACCGUGGACCGGUUCCGUGCCUCUAGCACGUCCUGUUCUGGCGAUUUAAGGCGGGAAAGCAGCGCGGAGCGCGGGAAGAAUCCCCGACGCUGAUUGGCCGGCGGCUCCUCUGAAGCGAUGACGUCACGGGCGGAGCGCAGGAGCAGCUGACGCGCAGGAGAAUCCCGUGCGUGCCGCCGCUGCCAUGAGCGCGCCCAGAGGAGAGUUCCGUCCGUCGAUGACGUCACCCCCUAGGAGCGGGCGCGUGCCGGUCGCCAUGACGUCAUGAGGGGGCUACGUCGCGGAGGAGAAAGUUUUCUGUGACUCGGAUAUUCGGUGAAUUCUUACACACUCCGUCCUCGAGAUUUCCCGGGAAAGGCGCGCGAUUUAAUUUAUGUGCCUUGUUGCUAGUUUAUGCAGUACUUUUGGGCCGGAAGUGUUUGUGACGCAGCGGCCGCUCUCACCUGGACCCCAAGGACCCGCCGGUGAGCCGGGUGACUCUGUGGAUUUGCGUGAAUCCGCUCGUAGAAGCAGGCAUGUUUGCGGCAGUGGAGCUUGGGCCCGUACUGUGCAGCGACUCCAACAUCCUGUGCCUGUCCUGGAAGGGCCGCGUCCCCCGCAGUGAGAAGGAGAAGCCCGUGUGCAGGAGGCGCUGCUAUGAGGAGGGCUGGCUGGCCACGGGGAACGGCCGGGGGGUCGUGGGAGUCACCUUCACCUCCAGCCACUGCAGGAGAGACCGGCCCACCCCGCAGCGCAUCAACUUCAACCUGAGGGGACACAACAGUGAGGUGGUGUUGGUGAGAUGGAACGAGCCCUUCCAGAAGCUGGCGACCUGUGACACCGACGGCGGGAUCUUUGUCUGGAUCCAGUAUGAGGGCCGCUGGUCAGUCGAGCUGGUCAAUGACCGAGGAGCUCAGGUGAGCGACUUCACCUGGUCUCACGACGGCAUGCAGGCGCUGAUCUCGUACCGCGACGGCUUCGUGCUGGUGGGCUCGGUGAGCGGCCAGCGCCACUGGUCCUCUGAGAUCAACCUGGAGAGUCAGAUCACCUGUGGGAUCUGGACCCCCGACGACCAGCAGGUGUUGUUUGGCACGGCGGAUGGGCAGGUGAUCGUCAUGGACUGUCACGGCCGGAUGCUGGCUCAUAUCUUGCUGCACGAGGCGGAGGGCAUCGCCAGCAUGGCCUGGAAUUAUCCCAACUUCCUGGUGGAGGACAGCAGCGAGAGCGACACGGACUCGGACGAUUACACGCCUCUGCAGGUGCACCGUCUGAAGCCGCUGUUGACCGUCUGCUUCACGUCUGGAGACGUCAGUUUGAUGAGCAACUACGAUGACCUCUCGCCCAUGUUAAUACGCACCGGCCUCAAAGAUGUGGUGGUGCAGUGGUGCUCUCAGGGUGACCUGCUGGCUGUUGCUGGGAUGGAGAGACUCGUGAUGACCUCUGACCCCACCCAAGCCACACGAAACGCCAUUGUUAAGUUUUACAAUGUUUGCGGUGAACACAUUUACUCACUGGAAACACCUGCUCAGAGACCCAUCAGUACGCUGUGCUGGGGCCAUCGGGACUCGCGUCUGUUCCUCGCCAGCGGCCCGGCGCUGUACGUGCUUCGCGUGGAGCAUCGGGUGGCCAGUCUUCAGCUGCUGUGCCGACAGGUCAUCGCCAGCUCGGUGCACGAGGAGAAGGACGUGGCCAAGCUCAGCAUGCCCUCUCGCCUCGGCACUUACGUGACUUCUGCCUUCGCCCCCACCAUCAAGCCCCCCAUCCCGGAUCCCAACAACAUGCGGGACUUCGUUAGUUAUCCGACGUCCGGUAACGAGCGUCUGCACUGCACCAUGAAGCGCACCGAGGACAACCCUGAGGUCGGCGGCCCUUGCUACACCCUGUACCUCGAGUAUAUGGGAGGGCUCGUCCCUAUUCUGAAAGGCCGUAGGAUUAGCAAACUUCGCCCUGAAUUUGUCAUCAUGGACCCAAAGACUGAUGGGAAAACAGAUGAAGUCUAUGGAAACAGCUUCAUCCCAUCCAUGAUUGACAGCUGCAAUUGCUCAGACUCUAGUGACAUUGAGCUCAAUGAUGAUUGGGUUGGAAAGAAAUCGCCAAAGAUCUCCAGAGGGAGCAAGUCUCCCAAACUCCCCAGAGACUUAGUGUGUCCCUUUACCAACAGGAUAAAUAUAGAUCCCCGUAAGUCCCCCAAGCUCUCCCGCACCGCGCAGGAAAUAUCGCGAUCGCCUCGGUUACCCAUUCGCAAGCCCUCCAUUGGCUCUCCGAGUCUGACUCGGCGGGAGUUUCCGCUCGAUGACAUCACACAGCACAAUUAUCUUGCGCAAGUUACAUCUAACAUAUGGGGAACAAAGUUCAAAAUUGUGGGGCUUGCAGCAUUUUUGCCAACAAAUCUUGGAGCAGUUAUCUACAAGACAAGUCUGCUUCACCUCCAGCCCAGACAGAUGACCAUCUACCUCCCUGAGGUGAGGAAGAUCUCAGUGGAAUACAUUAACUUACCUAUGUUUAGUCCUAAUGUCUUCAGUGAGGACGAGGAUGACCUGCCUGUCACAGGAGCAUCAGGAAUCACUGAUGAUAAUCCUCCUUGCACUGUCAACAUACCCAUCGCCCCCAUACACAGCCCUGCACAAGCCAUGUCCCCGACCCAGAGCAUUGGCCUUGUCCAAUCCCUAUUAGCCAAUCAGAACGUCCAGUUGGAUGUGUUGUCCAAUCCAACAUCGACUGUGGCACCACCUGGGGUGUCUGACCAAGGACAGCAGGACACUGUGCUCACGGCACAGUACACCGUUCCUGCCAGGUAUUCUAGUCCUGGACAGGUAAUCUUUGGAGGUAUGGAGGUUGGUCGGAUUUUAGUUGCGCAAUCCCAACAACAACAUCAACAUCAACAUCAACAACAACAGCAGCAGCAACAUCAACAACAGCAGCAGCAGCUGCAACAUCAACAGCAGCAGCAGCUGCAACAUCAACAACAACAACAGCAGCUGCAACAUCAACAACAGCAGCAGCUGCAACAUCAACAACAGCAGCAGCUGCAACAACAUUAUCAACAGCAGCAGCAACAGCUACAGCAACAGCUUCAACAAUAUCAGCUGCAGCAGCAACAGUUGUUGCAGCAUCAGCACAUGCAACAACAGCAGCAGCAACACAUGCAACAGCAGAUCCAGCAGAUGCAGCAGCAACAGCAAAUGCAACAACAGCUUCAGCAUCAAAUCCAACAGCAGCAUCUGCAAAUGCAACUGCAGCUGCAACACCAGCAAAUGCAGCAGCAGUUGCAACAGCAGCAUCAGAUCCAAAUCCCUGUUCCGACUUUGCCCUCAGGUCAACCGUCACUCCCGGUCAUUCAGCUUACGCAGAGUACCAUCCCGGACGUUCCCCCAACAGCAGAGCAUGGAGCGGAGCAUGAGCUCCUGCUUAAAAUUAAAACGACACGUUCUGCCCCACAACUGGCUGAGGGUGAUGCAGUAGUUUUUACUGCCCCUCUUGAGAUUAGCAAGAUGAAUCCUCCCCCUCCUUACCCGGGCACUGUGUCUGCUGCCACGGUCACAGUUUCGGCUGCUGUUUCUACGAGUUGCACCUCGGGAGGCAGCUCCAGCACUUCAUCCUCAGGGGAAGCUUGUGUAAAGAAAGGGGAUCUGACCUUGUAUCCUCCUGGUGCACAGGCAGCUCAGUACCCAACCCCGCUGGGCUACGAACGCAUCACCACAUUUGACAGCAGCGGAAAUGUGGAGGAGGUGUGCCGUCCCCGCACGCGACUCGUUUGCAACCAGAACGUUUACACGCUGCAGGGCCCGGGAAGCUCUGCCACCCUCAGGGUCUCAUCAUCUUCCUCUGCUGUAGAGGGGAAGGUGGUGCAGUUGCCCUACGCCUCAGCCACGUUGAACCGUCUCACUGUGCCAAGGUACUCUAUACCCAGCGGGGACCCGCCCCCUUACCCUGACACAGCCAAUCAGGGUGGAGUGGGGCGGAACCCUGGCCAGAGAUUGGACAGCAGCUUGAUUCACGCUACCUUGAGGCGGAACAGUCGGGAAGCUGCGCUGAAGGUUUCUCAGAUCCUGGAUCCCCAAAGAACCCUGCCCUCCAAGGCCAAAGCCAGUGCUUCGUCUGCUUCCUACCAACCAAGAGGGCCGACGGCUCUUUAUACAUGCAGUCAGUGCAGUAGUAACGGUGGGGCCGCCAGCAGUGGGAGUAACGGAAUAGCUGGGGGGACCAUCAUUAGGCAGGAGUUCCCACCAACUGGAGGUGGUGCACCUCACAGCACUGUUAUAGUGCACUCCAACAGUGCCUCGCCUCUCCCUUCCCAAUCCUCCUACAGCCUACUCAGUAUGGAUGGCACCGGUGGAGUGUCUAGUGCAGGUGGAAACAGGGAAAGGGCUGACUAUAUCAACUCCGCCUUUACAGAGGACGAGGCAUUGAAUCAGUCUCUAAGGCAAAUGGCUCUUAAUACGGAGGUGGUGAGUUUGACAGUCAAACGGCCGCCACCGUAUCAAUGGGAUCCGUCUGCUAAUGAAGAGAUCUGGGUUCCACAAGAGCGUUCGGCGACUCUGCCCACCUCUGGACCUCCUGCAUCCCACAAACCUCCCCCACUCAUCCUCAGCCCUGCACAACAUCUGGACGUCUCCCGUCUUCCGUUUGUCCUCUCGCCUAAAUCUCCGACGAGUCCUAACGCUGCAACUUUCCAGCCGACGGGAGCAUACCAGAUUGCUCUGCCCUAUCCACCAAGUACAGCCUAUAGCGGUUCCUUGCAAGCUUCUCCACGUCCUACCUCUCCCAAAGAGGUGGUUACUCCUCUUCCCUUCUCCCAGCAGGACCAAGCAGUGGUCUUGCCACCUGGUUAUCCUCCCAGUUUGCCCAACCUUGCUUGCUGCCCUCUCCCACCAAUGUACCCUGGGACAGCUUCUUGUUCGAGUCUGCCUGUGACUCCCAUUCCUCUCCAUCCGUGGGGUUCUUACAAUCCCUGUCCACCCAUGCCAAGCCCCUCAGGUCCUGCUCCAUCCCUUCCACCAAAGACCUCCCACCUGUUGGAUAAGCCUGUUCUUUCUCCUCCCCCUCAACCACCUCCUCUACCUACACCUCCUCCAGACCUCCAGAGUCCCCCGGAGGCCAUCGCAGAGGCUGGGGAAGGCUUUCAAGAGGUGCUCUCGCUCAAUGAAAGCCCGGUUCCUCAAAGAGCAGACAGGUUUGGCAAGAAGAACCGCAAGCGUUUGGACAACAGUCGGGCGGAUGAAGCCAACGUUCCGGCAAUCACAGAAGGAGGCAACAAGUCCAAAAAAGAGGGCCGUGCCCUCAGUGACUUCAACUCCCUCAUCUCCAGUCCGAGGUUAGGCAGUCGAGACAAAAAGAAACCGAAAGGCCAGAAAGAGCAGCUGAAAGCCAAAAAGCUAAGCAAGGCCACCACCAACGAGUUCCAGGACAGCUCCGAGAGCGAGCCGGAGCUCUUCAUCAGCGGCGAUGAACUGAUGAACCAGAGCCAGAGCGGUAAAAAGAGCUGGAAAGCAAAAAGGAACUUGCGGGCGGGAGGCUGCGAGCUGGACGAAAUCAAGUCCCGAAAGGCUAACGAGAAAGAAGACCGCGGCCUCGGCAGCCAAGGGUUUGUCUACAUCAUGGCCAACAAACAGCCUCUUUGGAACGAAGCCACGCAGGUCUACCAGCUGGACUUUGGAGGAAGAGUCACGCAGGAAUCGGCAAAGAACUUCCAGAUUGAGCUCGAGGGGAGACAGGUGAUGCAGUUCGGAAGGAUCGACGGGAACGCAUACAUCCUGGACUUUCAGUACCCCUUCUCAGCUGUGCAAGCUUUUGCUGUAGCACUUGCUAAUGUCACCCAGCGCCUCAAGUGAUCGACUGGGCUUGAACAUUUUAGCCAAUUCUUUCCUCGCUCUCUCUGUUGCUCUUUUAGCAUUUUUCCCAGUCUAAGAUGCAGUACUAAUACUUGAAAACUACAUCUGGGAAGCCACAUUUUCCGAGUGUUAGAGGUACUACUGGGCACUGAAAUCAAUUGCUGUACAACAUACUGUCAUUACUAAUUUUUUUUUUUUUGCAUAAGAUACUAAUGUUUGUCACACUUUGAGGACGUAAUAUCUAAACUCACUUCCAGGGACUUUACCCUUGGAGUUCAAUAGCUGGCAUCUGAUUAGAUGCUUUUGGCUUGCAGUCAUAAAGUGUAUUUUAUUAAGAGAUAGUUAGACUGAAUAUACAGUCUGUAGCUGUACGCUCUAGUUAUUUCCGUUAGGAUGGACUUGCUUUGGCAGACCGAAUAAGCUCAACGGUGAAACCAUUGAUGCUGUAUUCAUUAGCACUCUAGAUGUUUUUAGUGAUUAAUUCCUCUUGAAUGUUUGUUUGUUCAUCCACACUUUUUUUUUAUUCGUACUGCCCUGCAUGUGUCAUUUUGGGUCAAUGACGUAUAAGGAUUUUUGACAAAUACAAAAUAAUAAUAUCCAUUGCAUUUGUUCAAACAUUAAGAAUGUUGUGUGCACAUAAAUUCAUAUUAAACUUUUAAAUUAAGUGAUUUUAGUGUUUUUUUUUUUGUUUGUUUUUUUCAUCUUGGUGAAGUGGCCAUAGCUUUAAAAAAAAAAGUCAGGUGGUGCGACCGUGACUUAUCUUAAAAUUAAUUAAUUUCCUUAACAUGCAUAACAUUUUUUAUUUAUAAGUUCUCAGUAAUUUAAAGUUUUUAAAAGUUUUUGUUUACAUAAUAUAUGAGUGUGUUUAUAUUUAUGUAUAUAUAAAUACAAACACAUGCAUGUAUAUAUUUAAGAAAAAUAGACUUUGUAUAUUAUAUAAAAUAUACAUGUAAAUAUUUUCAAAAUAUAUACUGUGUGUUAUUCAUCUUGAUGAAAAAAACACUAAAAUCACUUAAUUUAAAAUUCUAAUAUGAAUUUAUGUGCACACAACAUUCUUAAUGUUUGAACAAUUGCAAUAGAUUUUUGUAUUUUGUAUUUGUCGAAAAUCCUUAUACGUCAUUGACCCAUUUGCAAAGCAACCUUUUUACUGUCUUGUACACUCUUCCUGAUUGUGCAUCUCUUUCCUGCUGUGAAACAGGAAGUGAUGUGCCAAUCAGAGCUCACC
Onychostoma macrolepis is the source of this 7097-nucleotide messenger RNA. RefSeq names its product TUB like protein 4a (gene tulp4a). Gene Ontology annotation, molecular function: protein binding. The transcript is spliced from 14 exons. NCBI's taxonomy places the organism in Eukaryota, Metazoa, Chordata, Actinopteri, Cypriniformes, Cyprinidae. The record is from RefSeq and is a predicted model, not a curated record. Bases 578 to 5872 code for a protein of 1764 amino acids.